AUGGCAGAGUCCACAUUCACACCGAAGGUUAAGCGUGUUUGCUGUAUUGGUGCAGGCUAUGUGGGAGGUCCCAGUGGAGCCAUCAUCGCGAGCAAGAACCCCCAUGUCCAAGUAACCAUCGUCGACUUGAACAGCCAGCGAAUUCAGGCGUGGAACUCAGAAUCACUGCCCGUGUAUGAACCUGGGCUCGCAGGCAUUGUCAAGACAGCGCGUGACGGCAUCCCAGGGUUCCGCAAAGCCAACUUGUUCUUCUCCACUCAGGUUGAUAAAGCCAUCUCGGAAGCCGAUCUUGUCUUCAUCGGAGUCAACACACCCACCAAAACCCGGGGUUUAGGAGCCGGGAAGGCCUCAGAUCUGGGCUGGCUCGAAUCGGCAACUCGACGCAUUGCAAAAGCGGCAGACCGAGACUUGAUUGUCGUUGAAAAGAGUACGGUGCCUUGCAGGACUGCUGCGAGUAUCCGGGAGGUCUUGCUUGCAAAUGGCAAGCCAGGAGUGAAAUUUGAGGUUUUGUCGAACCCAGAAUUCCUGGCGGAAGGAACAGCCGUUAAGAACCUCUUGAAUCCCGACCGAAUUCUCGUCGGAUGUCUCCAGACUGCAGACGGAUGGGCAGCAGCCAAAGAACUAUCUGAACUUUAUGCUGCAUGGGUUCCCCGCAACCAAAUUGUUACCAUGAAUCUCUGGUCCUCGGAACUGUCCAAGCUGGCUGCAAAUGCCAUGCUGGCACAACGGAUCAGCAGUAUCAAUGCCAUGAGCGCCAUUUGUGAAGCUACAGGAGCCAAUGUCAAUGAGGUAUCGUACGCCUGUGGUCUUGAUAGCCGCAUUGGCCCAAAAAUGCUGCAGGCGUCAGUCGGCUUCGGAGGCUCAUGCUUCAAAAAGGACGUUCUGAACCUCGUGUACAUUGCUGAGAGUUUGAAUCUUCCAGAGGUAGCGGCUUACUGGGAAUCCGUCGUCCAGGUCAACGAGUAUCAGAGGAGUCGUUUCACCAAGCGCAUUGUCACUUGCCUCCACAACACGCUCAACGGCAAAAAGAUUGCUGUACUCGGUUUCGCAUACAAGAAAGACACGGGGGACACCCGUGAAAGUACCGCAAUCACGGUUGUUAAUCAUCUCCUGGCCGAAAAUGCCCAGAUUAGUAUUUACGACCCUAAAGUCACCGAAACCCAGAUUAUGAGCGACCUGAGCGCCGACAACGAUCCAGCGGUCCUGAAAUCGUCCAUCAAAGUGCACACAGACCCAUACGAGGCCUGCGAUGAUGCCCACGCCGUAGUCAUCCUGACGGAGUGGGACAUGUUCAGUAAUAAGACACCAGCACACGUUUUACUGGAGACUCCCAAGAAGACUGGUCUCGGUUUACAACUACAUCUCCCACCCACACCCCUCAGUUCUGUGGCUGAUGAAGACCGAAGUCGUCAACCUAAUGACAGCAACAAUUCCGAGGAGGUGUCGCAAUCUUCUCGUUCCUCCUCAACUUCUCCCAAGGAAUCGUCACCGGGUUACUUUGCGCAUACUGCCGCCGCCCUGGAUGCCAAUAGCUCCAACCUUGUCGUUACGUCGCCCAACGAUGCUAGACAACCACCUAGUCCUUCUCAGUGGACGCGGCCAUCCUCGCCUGUCGUUGUGGAGGAUGAGUUACCCAGCCGCCUGGACUGGUCUCGGAUCGCCGGUGCCAUGCAACGACCUUCAUACGUUUUUGACGGCCGAAACAUCAUUGAUGCACCCAAGUUGGAAACGCUCGGUCUCAGAGUUGAGGCUGUGGGUGUUGCCAGCUCUUGGAAAGUCGAAGCUGCAGCUGCUUGA
Exophiala bonariae is the source of this 1797-nucleotide messenger RNA. RefSeq lists its product as uncharacterized. The transcript is spliced from 2 exons. The record is from RefSeq and is a predicted model, not a curated record. Gene Ontology annotation, molecular function: UDP-glucose 6-dehydrogenase activity; NAD binding. Gene Ontology annotation, biological process: glycosaminoglycan biosynthetic process. NCBI's taxonomy places the organism in Eukaryota, Fungi, Ascomycota, Eurotiomycetes, Chaetothyriales, Herpotrichiellaceae. Bases 1 to 1797 code for a protein of 598 amino acids. Gene Ontology annotation, cellular component: nucleus.